Arabidopsis lyrata subsp. lyrata is the source of this 792-nucleotide messenger RNA. RefSeq lists its product as uncharacterized. NCBI's taxonomy places the organism in Eukaryota, Viridiplantae, Streptophyta, Magnoliopsida, Brassicales, Brassicaceae. The record is from RefSeq and is a predicted model, not a curated record. Bases 124 to 549 code for a protein of 141 amino acids. The transcript has a single exon.
AGAUACAAAACGACCAAUAAUCUCUUCCUUGUUAGCGAAAACUAUAAAUUGUAACGAACUUCUUCUUCUUCUUCCCUCUUAAGUGAAAAACCAAAAUCGCAAAAGAAGCAAGAAAACAAAAAAAUGGCGAAUCUCGACUUCAAGACUUUGGAGUUCCUCACUUCCCUCACCUUCAACUUCAAGACUCUCUCCGAUACCAUCACUUCCUCGUCGUACUCUGUCUCAUCUCCGGUUGCUUCUGGUGUUCGCGUCGCGGCGGAUCUUGAUCUCAUCGACGGAGGUUGUUUUCGCUGGAGGAUGGUGUCUCAUCGUGAAGGUUCACGUUAUUCUGUUAAAGACGGUGUCAAUCGCGAUGGUUAUGAUACUGAUGAAGAUGACUUUGACUACUAUGAUGAUCUCGAUGAUGAUUAUGAGCUGGUUAAGGUUCAGAGAAUUAGGAAAUCGGGGAAGAGAACAUUCGCGAAGUCGAAGGAGAAGUCUUCGUAUUCACAGUUGAAAUCUGGGUGUGUUCAUGGCAAACAUGGACUCGGUAUCAGUUUCAGGUGCUGAUUUGACUCAAAGAUCGUUCAAAGAAAAAAAAAACUUGUUCUUGGCUCAUUUCAGAUUUGCGUUACUUUGGAUAGUUUCUGUGUUGAAAUUUGGAUUUCUUUUGAGGAUUUGAUUGUACAUGAUUUUAGUUGUUCUUGGAUUGUUUAGUUUCUGGAAUCUUUUGUAAAUCGAUCUUUAGGUGUUAUGAUAUUGGGGAAAUCUUUAGAGAUGAAUCAAUGAAGAAGAGUUGGUUAGCUUUUGAUA